AAACAUUUUUAUUUUUGCAUAAGUCAAAUGUUGUUAAAAUGAUACAUCAAAAAGUCGUCACUGAAAUGGUUAAGGUGGAACAUUGAAAAGUCCUGUAAAAAGUGUUUGCAUAACUACAGAAACCUGACGUUACGCCACUGAUUCCAGAUGUUACUGAAACACUCUUUGGUUCACACCCAUAGACGCGCGCACCCAAUUUUGCUCUUCUUCAGUGGGGAAACUAAUCAAUACAAAACAUCUAGCUCAUCUCAUCCCUCGUCUCGUCGUUUCAUUGACCAUUUUUCAUUCUUCGUAGACUAACGCUCAAAAAUGUAGCUCCCAAUCCGGCAUUCCACACGGCAAUGCCGGAUUAACAAAAUUCGAUUAAACCAUCACUCACGUGAUGGGAAACGUGCAUUUACGUCAAAGCCUCGUUAUUCUACACAAGUGACAUCAUAAAACGCAUUAAAUUAAAGCGGAGUAUUCAACUAUUGACUUCGCUCAGUGUUGAAGCGACUUCCAUAGUUUUUGGUAGUCGAUAUGGUCGUAUAAGUUGCCCGAAUUUUCGAUGGACCUGUUGGAGACCCUGAUUGUUCUGUCAGAGAAAGCUGCUAGAAUUGCCAGAUUGAUCAGGAAGGAUGAACAUCUGUUUGGGUUAUUGGUCGAGCAGAAAGAUCAGGAUCACGCCAAUCCUAGAUUCUUCCAAGAUUUCAAGACGUUGGCUGAUGUUUUGAUACAGCAGAUGAUCAAGCACUUUCUCGAACUGAAGUUAAUUUAUUCAUGGAUCAUCCUUUCACCGCACCCGCUUCAGCUUUUCAUUCUGUUGGUUUUAUCGAAAAUUCAAGAGGCAAAUUUUCGGAAACUUCAGUUUCCAGGUAUUGCAGACAGGGUUCGAGGUGAAGAGAAUAACACCUUUUGUAAUACACUAGGCGACAAAAUAACUGUAGAUAUAAAGAAGACUUCCGAAGAAACUGCCGAUUUAUUAGAGAAUGUUCUUAAUGGAGACAAGAAAGCUUCACUUCUUCUGGCGGAAGAGGUCCAUAGAUCGAUCGAUAUGAAAGAUGUUAAUACGAAGAGUUUUGAUGAUGACACUUUGGAAUUGGAUGUCAAUCAGAUCGGUAUAUGGAUCGAUCCAAUUGACUCAACGGCAGAAUACAUAAACGCAUCCAGUGAUAAUUCAGGAGAAAGACAGUCUGGGCUGAAUUGUGUGACAAUUCUGAUUGGAGUUUACAGCAUAGAAUCAGAAGAAUCUAUCAUGGGUGUCAUCAAUCAACCAUUUUCUAACUUCGAAGAAAAUUGCUGGACCGGUGAAUGCAUAUGGGGUGUUUGUUUCAACUCUACCAGCCUAAGUUCUCUAAACAUACCAGCGACCAGAACACAUGUUGCAUAUUUGAGCAGUUCUGAAGAUGAAGACGUGAAGUUACAGCUGCGCAAUAUGGGUUACACCAUCAAAGAAGCUGCGGGAGCAGGUAACAAAAUUCUUAAGGUAAUCAAGAAUCAAGGCGAUUGUUACAUAUUAUCCAAAAGCACCACUUUCAAAUGGGACACAUGUGGUCCCCAAGCGAUUUUAAGGUCUUUGGGUGGUGAUAUCGUGACCUAUACAGAGGCAGUCUGCAAUCGUGUAAUUAGUGUGAAGUAUCCUCAUGAUGUUGGAUGUGAGAAAGAUGCUAGCAACUUCGGUGGAUUGCUGGCUUUUAGAAUAACGGAUGUUUUGGACGACUUCGUUCGAUGACGAAAUAUCGUGUAAAUAAAUUUUUGUAUCAUAAAAACAAAGUCUGAAGGUAAACCUUUUACUAUUUUUAAGGAUUGUUCAUUUUUGUACUAUUGUAACUAUUAUUAGAUAUAAUCUUCAAGGAAUGCGUUAGGUACUUCCAUAAUUGAAAUAUAAAAAAUUGAUUGAUGAUAAAAAUAUUAAUAUUUGGUCAAAUUUUUCCAUAGAUCUAAAAUAGUUUUUGAUGUUUGUUUUCAACUUGAAUGAAAGUAAUCCCGCUAUUCGGAAUCUUAGAUAUUAUAAGGCAAGUUUAAUUUUUUGAAGAUUCAAAAGGAUCAGGAAACUAAAAUUUCAAAUUGACGCAACUUAGAAUGUUGCGAAAAAUUUAGAUGUCUUGGAAUAAAGGUGUGCUCAUUGAUUUUAUUAUCAUGCGAUGCGAACUAAUGUUUGGCCAAAUUCCUCUUUUAUCUAUAGGUGGCGCUAUAUGAAGUUUUGCGAAUCUCCUUUAUCCAUUUAUUUCUAGACUUCUUAGCAGAACUUCGGUAUCUCCAUUAUCUUUCAUAAUUAUUCUAGAAACUAAAAUAUGAAAUAAUUUCUCCGUGGAAACGUAAAAAAUAGGCUGAGAUAUCAAAUUGAUAAUUAUUAUUAAUGGGCAAAUUAUUUGUAAACUCAACCAAAAUAACAAAUUGAAACUAAGUUUAUUCCUCGAAUAUAUCUCGAAGUAGCUUCUAUCUGCUGCUUGCAGAGAUCAUCUUAAAAUUAGGUACAACAAAAACUAUUAUAGAUCAAAAUGAAUAUUAUAAUUAAUCGUUCGAGAAUAUAUUUAUAUAAAAUUAAUGCGUAAAAUUAUAGACUUUGCAAAUAAUUAUUAAUUAUAGAUCUUAAGAAAAGGAGGUGUAGAAACAAGGAGUCACAAUGAUUAUUAUAAUUGAUCGUUGAUCAAAAAUUAAUACUUAUCUAAUGAAUUGGGAUAAGUAAAAUUAUAGAUUAUAGACUUACCAAAUAAUUAUUAAUUUGUCGCUAAAUAGGUGAAUAGAUAUUUGAAAUUAUUGAUUUCCGUAUCUAUAUAAUGUAUUAUGUAUAUAAACGAGUGAAUAAUUUAUUAUUUUUUAGUAUUAGCAAUUUUUUUUUUUUAUUCAAUUUUGUCAACGGAUUGUAUCAUAAUUAUAUGAUACUUUCGUGAGUUGAAGAGAAUGCAAACCAGUUAGCAAUUUAUAUAAAAAUAUAAAUAUAUGGUCUAAAACUAUAUAUUAUGUGAAAUUUAGGAAUUAUCUACAAAAUUUUUUAGGGUGGAUAUCAAUUGAGCAACAAGAAAUUAAUGACUUAUAUAGUAGCUAAGAAUCGCAAUGAUAAAUUAAUUUGAUCGCUUAUAAAUUCUAAAAAUGAAAUUUAUUGUAUUUUAAACCUUAAAAUUUUUAAUGAUUCGAUAGAUUUGUGUGAUUACUCUUAUAUUAUCGAUUCGAUACGGUUAUAAAAGGAAAUAUGAAAUCAUCCAUUCACGUGUGGAUUAUGUAUAUAACGUGGAAUAUUUGAAGUGUUCAUAUAAAGUUAAAUCAUUCCGAAAAGGAAUUAUUUUAUCUAGUGUAGGCAGGAUGCAUAUGAUUAAUAUGGAUUAUUUUUUGAUACUAUGAAAUUACUGUUUUUUUUUGUGAUCUUCUGCACCUGGAACUAGGUCAUAUGCAGAUGGUACAUCUUUCUUCGAUUUAGGAAUUUUAUCUUAUUUAUUUAUAUUAUAAUUAUCUGAUAGUACCCCCGUAACCCAUAUAUUUUUUUAUUAAUUUGUCGUGAAAGAUAUGAAUAUUUAUCUUUGCAUGGAAACGACAGAUAAAUUAUUGAGUUGGCAGAGUUCUCUUAAUAUAUAUUUAUAUUCUUCUUGAAGUAGCUUGCAUUUUUCGUAGGUAGUUUUUUGUUUUGUAAUUUAUGACUGUAUAUAAAAUUUAGAAUUCUAACUUGCUUCAGGUACUCAAGCCCAGGAAUCAUAAUGUUAUAUGUUUGAUCGUUCACAAGUUUGAAAAUUAAAAUUUAUUGGAUUUGAAAAUUAUUAUUGGAAAUUAUAAGGAUGUCAGUAUAUCUUGAUUAACGUGUAAGAAAAUUUGGAAAACUAAACCGAGUGUUCAAAAUCGUGAAAAAUCAUUUUGGAAAUGAAUUAUUUCGUCGAUUGUAUAUAAUAAGUAUUGAUUACUUUUUAAUAUUAGAAAAAAAAAAUGGUUGUACAGGUACGUCGAGAAUGAAUUUUGGAGAGCAUUAUUUUGGAAAUUAAUAUUUUCAUUGAGUGUAUAUAAUAAGUAUUGGUUACUUUUUACGGUCAUGGUGUUACGGGUAAUUCGAAAUUUGGUACAUAAUAAAUUUAGGCCAAUCUUUUGAAAUUUAAAAUUUUAUUAAUGCUCCGCAUGAGCCGACUGCGAUUUUGAUUGAUAUUUGGUUUUUUUCGUAAAUAAUAUGUUUAUUCUAAUUUAAUUAUUCUGUUGUAAAUUAGCAUUUUUUGAAUGUAUUGAAGAGAUUUUGUUACAGAACUCAAGAUAUUAAAUCGUACUUUUUAUUUUCGAAAAUAUAUUCCUAUUAUUUAGAUUUUCAUUCAACAUGUUUUGUUCAAAAUAAUUUUUACAGAUAUUUGAGAUACGUUAGUAUAGAUAAUAAUGAAUAUAUUUCACGUCAACUGCUUCGUAUGCAAUCUGAUGGAAUAUUUCUAUCAUUAUUUAUACCGUGUCAUCUUCAUUCUUUUAGGUUGAAAUCAUUAUUUUUAAAAUAUCAACUUUUCUUUACCUAAUUUACAAAAAUUUAGGCGCUAUAGUGUCAUCGUGAAAUUAUUACAUAAUAUUAUUAAGCUGUACAUAUAUAAAAAAUUGGGAAGAAGAACAACAUUAGGCUAGAAUUCAUAGAUCAGAGUGAAGAUAUGUGAUAUCUGCUCUGAAAUGUCCACAUCAAAAUGAAGACUUAUUAUUACUUGAUUACUUGAAUUGAUAUCUACAAAUUUGUUAUUGUAACAUACGUUUUAAUCCGCUCAUUCUGAAACAUUUUUGUAUAUACGCAAUUUUUCUGGAUACUGAAUACAUUAUUGACAUUGUAUUAAUAAGAAUUCCAUUCCUGGUCUUGGGUAUUUUUUUUACGUUUUGGAAAAAUUUGACCAUUCAUAUAAACUUACGUUAGAAUAUUCUCAUUAUUUUUGUUUUUUGAUUUUUCUUUUAGUGGAAAACGAUUUGAUUAAAAUAAAAAAUAAUUUACUUUUUUUCCAUAAAAUUAUUAUAUGACAAUGAAACUGCAAUUGUUUUUCUCCAUUGGUGAUUUUUACAUUUUAAUUGAUAUCAAAAUAGAAAUUUUGAUUAGGCUUAUAUGGUUUCGUAAUAAAAUAGUAGGUACAAAGUGAAAAUUAUGAUAUAGAUCAAUAAAAUGAGAAAUGGGGAUAUGCCGCUAUUACUUACUAAAAUAUUCAGUUUACAUCUGUUUGAUCAAUAAAAAAAUAUUUCGGGAAUUAUAUCUAUUUAUUUCAAGGGAUUAUUAUGAGGAAGACUUAAUUCUUUCGAAUGUUUUUCAUAUGUAGAAUACAAUGAUUUGAAAUGUGAACACCACAAAACAGUGCAAAUCAAUUGUCAUAUAAGUAUAAUUAAUUAAUAUUCGUAUUAUAAUUUUGAGGAAAUAACUAAGUUAAAUAUUUUUUAUUUAAAAUAAAUUUCCAUGAUCUGGAAUCUCAUCCAUAAUUCAAUUUUUAGUAAAACGAGAUGUUCCAUAUAUUACCAUAUAUUUACCCUUAGUUUAGAUGGAAGCUUUGAGACUAUUAUUUUUGUUAUAAGAAUUCUAUCAAAACUGGAAUGUAUAUAAUUAGGUUAAAUAUAAUAAAUAAAAUUAUUUGUUAUGAUCAUAACUACAGAUUUAUUAUUGUUACAAUAAUGAAUCCAUAGAUAUCAUCACAAUAAAUAAUAAUGAAUAAUUACGAAAUUCUAUUAUGAAUUUUCAUUCUGAAUCAUUUAUCGCUUUCAUCCGGUACAUGUGAAUGAAUAAAACAUUCUAGAAUUGAGUAAUUAUCAUUUUAUCACUGAAGUGUUUAGCAUAGUGUUACUUAUGAUUGAUAAUUAUUUUUUUGAGUAUUUUCUCAACACUCCACAUUCAAAUCGAAUAUGGCGAAUAUGGGACUAUGGGUUCGAAAAAGAUAAAUAGAGGUGAUAUGUUACAACUUGUAACUAUUGUAAGUAUUGCCUCAUUGUACAGUAGUUGAUUAUCAUCAUAUAUUAUCAUAUAUAUUAUGAAGAAAAAAUUGCAAAUGUUCAUGUCAAUAUGUAUCUUACGAGCAUUUAUAUUGGAAUAAUCUUAUCAAAACAUUUAAAUAUUUUUAGUCUAUACGUACCUAUUCUUACAACAUUUCUUGUUUUCUGCUGUAUAAUUCUUUUUUGGCGGAAAACAAGUAGGUUUAUACAUUAUAAUGGUAUUUGAUUUAUUUUAGACGAAAUUUAUUCCUGUAAUCGGAAGAUACCUAUUGUGUUUUUAUUUUUCUGAGAAUACUCUCAGAAGGGCUUGUCCACAAACGCUGGUUCCGUAUGAGGUGUUACAUAAAAAGUAGCUUGUCGCUAAAUGUUGCCUCAUUGUAUAGUAGUUGAUAAGGACUUUCAUUAUUAUUGUGUGAAUAAUUUUUCAUUUGUGUAUUAUAUUGACAUUUGGUUGAUUUUAGCCUAAAUUAAUAAUUUACUUUUCUGAGAAUCCUCUCAGAAGCCAUAACAAAAAGAUAGGGGUAGUAUGAGGUGGUACAUAAAAAUAGCUUGUAUUAAAUGUUGCCUCAUUACUUGUAUAUAGUAGUUGAUAACGACUUUUAUUAUUAUUAUCCUAUGAAUCAGAUUUCGAAAUUAUAAUAUUCCUGCUCAUGAUGUCAAGGAAAAAUCUUGAUAUUAUAACUUAAGACAUUCAUUAUAUUACUACAUUUGUCAUGUUUUUUUUGGUGUAAAAUUUUGACGGUGAACGUGCUGUCCAUUUCUGGGCAUAGACGCCGGGUCCUCGCAUAGACCAGUUAAUAGUAGUUAAUAACGAUUGUUAUUAUUGAAUAAAUGAUACUUCGAAAUGUCCAAAUUUGUCGAUUGAAGGGUCUCAAAUAUUCAUUGUAUUUCUUCAUGUUUCUCAUGUUUCUUACUGUAAAAUACUUUUUUGACGGAAAACAGUUGUUUUCCGUAUUAAAAUCAAGCUAAAAUGACAACUCAGUAUUGUUUGCUUCUUUUGAAAAUUCUCUCAAAGGUAGUCUGAAUUUCUGAAUUAAUAUAAGAUGUUUAGAAUAACUCUAUAUUUGUCGCACGACAUUGAUUCUAUUUGUCACGAAUAUUUGUCUGAAAAAAUUUUUAAUGAACAUUAAUUAUUUUUAGAUGAUGUAUCUAGAGGAAUUUGCGUAAUCCCAAUUAAAAUUUGUACUAUAUUUAUCACUAUUAUUAAAUCUUUAUUCUUUCAAGAAUUCUCUCGAAAUUCAUAAUGUGUAUCCUCUCUAUUAAUUGUAUUGAAUUGUAUGGAUGUAAUAGUGAAAUUAAAAAACAAUAUUUCUAUA
Harmonia axyridis is the source of this 7205-nucleotide messenger RNA. RefSeq names its product inositol polyphosphate 1-phosphatase (gene Ipp). Gene Ontology annotation, biological process: phosphatidylinositol phosphate biosynthetic process. NCBI's taxonomy places the organism in Eukaryota, Metazoa, Arthropoda, Insecta, Coleoptera, Coccinellidae. The record is from RefSeq and is a predicted model, not a curated record. Bases 548 to 1711 code for a protein of 387 amino acids. Gene Ontology annotation, molecular function: inositol-1,4-bisphosphate 1-phosphatase activity. The transcript has 4 exons.